AUGGUGACCUCAGCAUUGUUGUUCUUCGCAGGCGACUCCAUAGCCCAGUUCGGCAUCGAGGGCCGCUCCCUCCCCUUCACGACGAAACGCGAUCCCGCCGCCAUCGAGGAACAGGCGGCCGUGGACGAGCUGCGACAGCAUGAGGGCGUCCGGGCCGGUCUGCAGAGCUCCGGCGGCGCGACGGCGGCAGCAGUGAUUGGAGAAGAUGGAGACGACACAAAGUGGGACCCUUACAGAGCUGCGAGACUGAUCUUCUACGGCGGCACAAUCUUUGCGCCGUUGGCUCACAACUGGCUGAAUCUGCUGCAGAGGGUGCAGCUGAGCACCAAGUUUAGAACCAUCGCGACCCGCGUCUUCCUCGACCAAGCCCUCUGGGGUCCCUUCGUCGUUGGUCUAUUCUGGUCCACGAAUGGGAUCCUCGAGGGCCGCUCCCCCGCCGACGUGUACGAGAAGGUGAAAUACGCCUUUUUGCCCGUGUACUCCAAGUCCGUCAUGGUGUUCGGACCCACGGCGAUUAUUUCCUUCACAUUCGUGCCCCUGCAGCACCGCUUGCUCGUGGGGCAGACGGUGGGAUUGGGGUGGAACACGUACAUCUCCUAUCUUAAUCAUGUCAACAACAAGAAACUCGCAGCCGCGUCGAGAGAAUUGGAGAGCGCGCAUCGCGAGGAGGAUGGGCGUGAGACGCACACUAGGACCGACGAGGCGGAGCGCGCCCUCAAAGUGGCGAGGGAGAGGAGGGAGAAACUCCUCAGUUCACAGGGUGGAGGCAGCACUGGGGUGGGAACACGUAUGGGACCUUAG
Molecule: messenger RNA, 801 nt
Organism: Trichosporon asahii var. asahii CBS 2479
Lineage: Eukaryota; Fungi; Basidiomycota; Tremellomycetes; Trichosporonales; Trichosporonaceae
Exons: 2
Coding region: 1-801 (266 amino acids)
Cellular component (GO): cytoplasm; membrane; mitochondrion
Source: RefSeq, a predicted model, not a curated record